AUGGCCGCCCUCAUCUCCAAUCCUCAACUCGCCCAUCCCAACCCCUUCCUGCAAGUGAACAGUGACUCGUCCGGCGCGUCGUCUCCCGACACGGCCACCCCCUUCCCCAACCGGCAUCGAGGGGAGUCCUCCAUGCCCCCGCCUCCCCAACACUCGUCCCACACCUCGCCCGCCCGCGUCGGCGCGUCCUCUGCUCCUCCCUGGUACGGACUCACAGGCCCAUACGAGGUACCCACCCAGCUGGAAUGGCGUGACAAGCCCGUACACCAAUACAUACAAUACGCGGCACCUCGUCACCACCCGUACGCCCAAGAGCCGCCUGCACCUCCGCGCAAGAGUGGUCGCCUAGGCGUCAAGCGCCGCCAGAAGUACACACGCUCGCGAACAGGAUGUCUUGGCUGCCGUGCCCGCCGCAUCAAGUGCGAUGAGGGCCGGCCCAUCUGCCGCCGAUGCGUUGUCGCCAAGCGCGAGUCGGACUGUGUGUUUCCUGAACAAGGGGGAAAGAAGCGCAAGGACUCCGACUCGGAGUGCUCAUCGCCCGAGCACCGCAAGAACUCACCCGACGAGGCGGCCCUCGACCUCAUGUAUCGCGGCUCGGACGAGAGCCAGCCCUCGCUCAGUUGUCUGAGCACCCACAGUGGUUCAUUUGAGAGCCUGAUCCCUGACGAGCUCGGCCUCAAGCCCGAAUCCUUCGGCGUCCUUCCCUUCGACCUCCCCAUGCCGGAGGGCUUUGGCCUACUCUGGUCCGCGCCACCGUUUGUCGCGAACGCCCCGCUCAGUUUUCUCGAGGCUCCGGGCCAGCCGUCCGUGCACCCCGCCCACGCACCAGUUCUCCACAUGCAGGCGCAGGCCCAAGUUGGACGCGAAAGUGGUGAGAAGAAUCCUUCAGACCCCGCAACGCAUAUGCUCACCAUGCCAAAGUUUACCGUCCUUUACUUUCCAACGGCGCACGAACAGAACCUUACCUUUCACUACUGCGUGCAUGCAGUCGACCUGACGAUUGCGAUGCCUCAUGGCCCCAACCCCAUACUGGCUGUUUCUCCCCCCCUCGCGUUGGCGUCGCUCCGUCGUACGAGUGCGGCAUGUGACGCGCUCCGCCUCGCGCUCCUUGGCGCUGGUGCGGCAUACCAGGCCUUCCUGCAGGCUUGGGGUGGCCAACCAACGAGUGAGACUGCUAGGCUCGCUGCAGCCUCGAGCCUGAGGGAAGAGGGCGAGGACAUGAACCUGCCUUCCACGGAGACGACGACGAAUGGUGGUUCGGCAGCUUUGGAGGGAUACGCGGCACACUCUGUUGAGACGCAGUUUGGCGUCUCGCACGUCGCUGUCCACCUCUUCGCCUGCGUUGCGCAGCUCCUGGCGCCCGUCGGCAGCCCACCCUCCGAACCACCAGUACCCUUCGGCCCUGGCGAGAGCGCUGUCCCCGGACCGAGCGGCGGCGCGGGCAGCUGA
Molecule: messenger RNA, 1449 nt
Organism: Cutaneotrichosporon cavernicola
Lineage: Eukaryota; Fungi; Basidiomycota; Tremellomycetes; Trichosporonales; Trichosporonaceae
Exons: 3
Coding region: 1-1449 (482 amino acids)
Biological process (GO): regulation of DNA-templated transcription
Molecular function (GO): DNA-binding transcription factor activity, RNA polymerase II-specific; zinc ion binding
Source: RefSeq, a predicted model, not a curated record